AUGAGUUCAGUUUCUCCUAAACAAUCAGAAGAAGGCGAUGGGGAGAAAAAAUCGAAUACGAUGGAGAACAUAAAGCACAUUCCAUUCUUCUUCAUAUUUCUUUGUACUUUAUGCAUGUCUUCAAUCUAUUCGAAUCCAACUGUCUAUCAAUCGACAAUCAAUUUUCUUCACGAAUUCCGUAAUUCAUCAGAAUCUGAUUUCUACGAAGAAGUCGACAAUCAAUACGACCCGGAAAAACAAACAUCUCGAGAUGUGAUCGUAAAAUACGUCUACUAUUUAUCAAAUCCCCAAAAAGAAUCUUUGAUAACUGUCACUUCCGUUGGUACGGUACUUGCUGCAACUCCAAUCACUUAUGCUUAUAAUAAUAUGGGAUUCAGGAGAAGCUUUGUAAUGUGCGCCUUUAUCAGCAUCAUUCCAGCAUUAUUUUUUCCGAUUUGUGUAAAUGCAAAAACGUAUCUUCUCGCCAUUAUUCUUCGCAUAUUUCAAGGAUGUUCUCUGGCUGCUUUCAUUCCAUACGUCUGCAAGCUCUCAGUUUUCAUUCCAUUCGAUCAUAUCACAGUUCCAAUUAUCGUAUUUGCCUACUCCCAUAUUUCUGAAAUUUUCGUUCAUCCAAUUGUUUCUCAUAUGGCAUCAUCCUCUUUGGGAUGGCAUUCGGCCCAUUAUGGUGCAGUGAUUACAAUUCUAAUCAUUUUCUUUGUUUUUGUUCUGAUACAUUUUGAUGAGGACUUUAAAGAGAGAGCUGGGACAAUUGGUUUUUGCAAUGCGAUGUUUGAAUACGAACGUACUCGUUCUCGUACAUUCGAUCUUCGUAUUCCAUAUCUUUCAAUUUAUCAAGACUUCCGUAUCUGGGUCAUAUUCUUCACUUCAUUUGCUUACGGAUGUGCUCUCCAACUAUUCUAUCAAUUCGGUCCGACAUUCUUCCAUAAAGUUGUUGGACACUCUGAAAUCUCAUCGGCCUAUUUCACGAUUAUUGCUCCGAUUCUGAACUUGAUCACAUCUUGUUCAUCGGUUUAUCUGUACGGAAAGCUUGCAAACAGCGAACAAAACAAAAUGCGCUUCUUCAACACUGUCGCGUUUGGAACUUGUGGAAUUUUCCUAUUUGCUCUAGGAUUCUUCGAUCCCGUCCAUCACAAAUAUAUUGUGACAGUCAUGUUUAUUUUGGCAUCCUCUCUUCUUGGUUGCUCUUAUGCUGGUCAUUUGAGAAUGAAUCAACUUCGAUCUGGGCAUCUACACCUUUUCCUUCUCGUCAACAUUUUCAUUGUCAAUUCAGCUGCAAUGUUCUUUUCCUCCUUACUUAAUGUUCUUAUUGCCAAAAACACGGAUUACUCUUCCUGGUCGACAUUAUUCAUUGUUCAUGCCAUAUUCCUUAUCAUUGCUAACAUCAUUUUCUUCUUUUUCUGCUCCUCAGAAAGAGCGAAUUGGGCUAAAGAAGGGUAUGAAGACUCUUCGAUUCAGCCAUAUCGCGAUGAGCCACUUCCUCAAUUCCCAUUGUAA
This is a messenger RNA of Caenorhabditis briggsae, 1494 nucleotides long. Gene Ontology annotation, molecular function: transmembrane transporter activity. The coding region runs from base 1 to 1494 and encodes 497 amino acids. Lineage: Eukaryota; Metazoa; Nematoda; Chromadorea; Rhabditida; Rhabditidae. The transcript is spliced from 9 exons. The record is from RefSeq and is a predicted model, not a curated record. Gene Ontology annotation, biological process: transmembrane transport.